UAUUUACCGCUACGAACCGUCCGUUUGAGGGGGAGAAUGAAUUGCACGGCACUUGCUGGAACCACCGGCACCGCGGCGGUGCAAUUCCCUCUCCUCCGCUCUCAUUCCACCGGAAAUAGUUCCGUCGCCGUUGAUACUGCCGCCGCUGCGCCCGAUAAUUUUGCGAUAGAGUGUCGGAAUCUCUGCUACUCGGUCAGAACUCGUCAGGGAAGAAUUUUACCGAUUUUAAAUGAUUGUUCGCUCAACAUACCCGCUGGACAGUUCUGGAUGCUUCUGGGACCCAAUGGCUGCGGGAAAUCGACUCUCCUAAAGGUUUUAGGUGGUUUAUUAAAUCCAAGCAGUGGAUAUGUGAGAGUAAGCAAACCGAGGAGUUUUGUGUUUCAGAAUCCUGAUCAUCAGGUGGUUAUGCCGACUGUGGAGGCAGAUGUGGCAUUUGGCCUCGGCAAAUUCAAUCUAACAGAUGGUGAGAUUAUGUCGAAAGUGGCUAAAGCUUUGGAUGCUGUAGGCAUGUCUAAGUAUUUGCAGAGACCAGUUCAAACUCUUAGCGGUGGCCAGAAGCAAAGGGUCGCCAUUGCCGGGGCUCUAGCAGAAGCCUGCAAAGUAUUGUUGCUCGAUGAACUCACAUCAUUCCUGGAUGAAGGCGAUCAAGUCGGGGUGAUAAGAGCCGUGAAAAGCUCCUUGGCUAGUUCACCCGGAACUACAGCAUUUUGGGUAACUCACAGGUUGGAAGAACUCGAGCAUGCAGACGGCGCUGUCUACAUGGAAGACGGCCGAGUAGUUUUACAGGGCGACGGUUCCAGCAUACUGAAUUUUGUCGACACUCGCCGCGCCUCUUACUGUAAGCAAAUUAAUUUGUGAACCUCUAUAUGUUUUCUUCAAUGAAAAUGGUCUUCUCCUUC
Andrographis paniculata is the source of this 899-nucleotide messenger RNA. Its product is annotated as ABC transporter I family member 10. The transcript is spliced from 5 exons. Gene Ontology annotation, molecular function: ATP binding; ATP hydrolysis activity. Bases 37 to 858 code for a protein of 273 amino acids. The record is from RefSeq and is a predicted model, not a curated record. Lineage: Eukaryota; Viridiplantae; Streptophyta; Magnoliopsida; Lamiales; Acanthaceae. Gene Ontology annotation, cellular component: chloroplast envelope; membrane. Gene Ontology annotation, biological process: transmembrane transport.